Messenger RNA from Mya arenaria, 6826 nucleotides. RefSeq lists its product as uncharacterized. The transcript has 2 exons. The record is from RefSeq and is a predicted model, not a curated record. Lineage: Eukaryota; Metazoa; Mollusca; Bivalvia; Myida; Myidae. The coding region runs from base 1502 to 2734 and encodes 410 amino acids.
ACUCCGUUUAUAACCGUAUUCGAUUAACUGGUAUUAAUUACUAUCUGUGCAACCCGAGAAACGUGCUACGGUUAUAGUUUUUUUUUAUUCAGACUCCGAUUACCUAUAUAAACCGCGCUUAUAAGGUACGACCUUAACAUUCGGGCAUUAAUCUUCCAAAGUUUACACAUACACAUAUAUUUCGCAAUAUCGAUUGUGAUAUUUAUCAUGUGUAUGGUGUGAUAUAUUGUAUAAUUGAUGCAUAAAUAGUUAUAAGUAUUGUUAUUAUUUGUCUUCUUUUAGAAUCACUUCGAACUUUUUACAUUGUUGUUACAGUAAUCAACAUUGUGCUAAAGGGAAAAAUGGACAUUGAAUGGACCUACGACAUUGUUUUUAUUAAUUAUGCAAUUGAGUCCGCAUUGUAUAACAUUAGCAUUCAUGUUGUCACAUUGUCCUAUCAGAUAAAAGCAAGGAUUUCAUAUGCGCCACACAUUCCCAUGGCGCGUUGAAAAGUUUGAUUGAUUUCUCAUAAACAGUUGAAGUAUAGCUAAGACACAUAAUAGUUAUUGGACAUCAUUGUUGAAUAAAACUGGCAUACAGUGUGACCUUGACUUUAAGAUAAGAGCCCGAAUCUGAUACAUGCUGCAACUUACCAAGCUGUGGUGUGUAAUAUUUCUUAAAUACAUGACAUACAAAUAUGAAAUAAACUUAUAUCAUACACAUAUAACAUAUACAUAUAACAUACACAUAUAAUAUACACAUGUAACCUACUCAUAUAACAUAUACAUAUAACAUACAAAUGUAACAUAAACAUAUAAAAUAUUCAUUAUAGCAUAUACAUAUAGCAUAUAAAUAUAACACAAACAUAUAACAUUCAUAUAUUACAUAUAUACAUAUUAGCAUACACGUACUAUAUAUACAUAUAACAUACACAUAUAACAUAUACAUAUAGCAUUCAAAUAUAACGUAUACAUAUAACAUACUCAUAUAAAAUAUACAUAUAACAUACAUAUAUAACAUGAACAUAUAAUAUACACAUUAAAUAUAUAUAUAACAUAUAACAUAUGCAUAUAACUGGAAAUUUGAAACUUACAGCUACACUUACGAUAUAUGAUAACACAGUUUAGACCAUGCGACUCUACAAUAUAGACAAACGUAAACCGAAAGUGCGACUCUACAAUACAGAAAAAAGUAAAAACAGAAAGUGCGACUCUAUAAUACAUACAAAUGUUAACCGAAAGUGCGACUCUACAAUAUAGACAGGCGUUAACCGGAAAUGCGACUCUACAAUACAGAUAAACGUAAAUCGAAAGUGCGACUCUACAAUACAGACAAACGUAAACCGAAAGUGCGACUCUUCAAUAUAGGCAAACGUAAACCGAAAGUUGAUACAUCAAAAUAGAAUUAAGUAUAGUUUAGUGUUACAGUAUUAACAUUUAAAACAAUUUUGCAACUUAGAGAAUAAGGUGCAUACACACAAGUUUAUUUUUGUAAUGACGAAAUAAUAGUGAUAUAACAUUAAAUGCAAGAUGAAAUAUUUCAGGUGAUCAACAGUGUCUGUCGCGAACAGCCAAUGGCCGAUUCUACCUCUUCGAUACUGGUUGGAUUGGUGGAAAAGCUGGACAUCCGUCUACAAUCCAUAGAAUCAAAGCUGGACCCCAUCCAAAACGAACUAUUGUCAUUAAAAACUGAAGUUGCCAAAGUCCGCGAUGAAAAUCUAAAUAUAACUUCAAAAGUGACAGAGAUGGAGACUUUUCGUCAGUCCAUCAGCGAUUUUAUCGACGACUGCAACCGCAAUACACAAAAAUGUUCCAAUUCUGUUGACGAUCUCCAAAUCCAUUGUGCAGGCAUGUCAAAACUUUUGAACACUAUACAGUCCGAUAAUGAAGCUUAUAAGGAGGAAAUCCUAGACCUGAAAUGGCGAUCGAUGAGAGAAAAUCUCAUAUUCGUAGGUAUUCCUGAGAACUAUAACACCAUACAGAACACUGACGAACACUCAAUGAACGCUCAACAAAUGAACAAACAUGAGCAAACACUUCGGCAAUUCCUUGUGAAACAUGUACAAAAUGACACUAGCGUGAACAAAGACAGUAUGAUAAAUGUUCAAAAUAUACGGUUUGAUCGAGUACAUCGCUCUGGAGGCCCCUCUCGACUUGGGAAACCAAGGCCGAUCAUAGCAAAGUUCGAGAGGUUUAGUGAUAGGGAAUCUGUACGCGAGGCCGGCGUACGUUUGAAUAUGAAAAAGUCAGGCUUUUACAUAAAUGAACAGUUUCCCCCAGAAAUGGAAGAACGUAGACGUGAACUGUAUGGCGUAAUGCGUAGAUAUAAAGCGGACCCGCUGGUAGCUGAUAAAUGCAAGCUGGUACGGGAUAAAUUGUAUGUUGGCAACAAAGUGUACGACCCUGUUACAUCAACUCUCAUUUUCCCCAAACCGAAGUAUUCGAGAUCUCAACAAUAUCAGCCGCCGGCUAGGUCAUUUGUUCACGAACGGCCACGCACUGGUAAUAUACAAACAUUAGAGAGCCAUCCAGUGCGAUUAGACUUUUCUACUCCGAACAGAUUCAACGUGCUGACUAACCUGGACCCCGAACAAACAUUGGUACGUAACAGACCAGCGCAGCGCUCACCACCAACCCCGCUUGACGAGACUAUUCUGAAACGACCCCGAGACGACACUUCUACCCCCGUCGGGCCUGAUCCGUUAAGCAUGGCGAACCCCGAGGAAAAUGUGCAAACUGCCGGUGUAUGUGUUUAGGACAGGCCGGAGGAGAGUGUUAAUGACAAUACAUUUAGGUCAGAAAGUGAAGACUUAGGCCAAGAACGGAUUAUUAAAUUUUUAUCCCUUAAUGUUUGUGGUCUUAUUUCGAAACAAAUUAUUCCAGAAUUUUGCACAUAUAUUGAUGAUUUUGACAUAAUUGGGUUUCAAGAAACGAAAACUGAUUCUUUAGACGCAGUAGAUCUCGAACAUUUUACAUUGUUUUUUAAACAUAGGAAAAAUAUUGCUAAAAGAAAAUCAGGUGGGAUAUGCUUAGGCAUUAAGAAUGAUUUAGUACCUUAUAUUUCUAUAAUUGAUUCAGAUAGUGACCUUGUGUUAUGGUUUGUUAUGUCUGACCAAAUUACAGGCAGAGGUGAUAUAUUGUAUGGUGUUGUAUAUUUGCCCCCCGAAAACUCGGAUUAUGCUAGUGCCGACCCGUUUUUGAUAUUACAAAAUGAUAUUGACCAUUUUGCAGAUAAGUUUGAUAAAAUAUGCAUAUUUGGCGACUUUAAUUCGAGAACAAAAGACAUGAAUGAGUAUAUAUACAGUGACUACGAUAUAUUUCAUGAAAUGGAUUUAGAUGAACUUUAUGAAGAUUUGCAGAUAAAUGAAAAAUAUUUUUCAGCUAAUGUACGCAAACAGAAAUUUAAUACGGAUUUAAUAACUAAUGAUUAUGGUCGAAAGCUAGUUGACUUUUUACAACUAAACAAUAUGUACAUUUUGAAUGGCCGUACGAUUGGUGAUUUCGAAGGCAAAACAACUUGCAAAGGUGUAAGCACGGUUGAUUAUUUUAUUUGUACGCCUAAUAUUUUUGCUAAUGUUAUCCAAUUAAGCAUAGAUGAAUUUUCUAACAUUUUUUCAGAUGUUCAUAAUCCUGUACAUAUGUUGUUAAAAUUUCAGUGUAAAUCUAGUUUUAAACAUUCCUGUGAUGAUAAAGUUGCUGCAAAACAGUGGAAUGCUAGCAAAAAAGAUGAUUUUAUUAAUAAUAUCAAUUCAAAUAAGAUUGAGGAUAUACUUAGAGAGUUAACUAGUCUUGAAAAUGAAAACGAUACAAGUAUAGAUGCAUUGAACCAUGUUGUUUCGAGUAUUGGUCAAGUUUUUCUAGAUUCUGCAAUAAAAACAAACGGAUGUGAAUCACGAUUAAAUAACUCUGAUAAAAAGACAAACAAUAAAUCACGUUGUUGGUUUAAUGCUGAAUGUAAAACUGCAAGACGAAACUUUCAUACAGCUAGGUUUAUGUUUAAAUUGAAGAAAAAUGAUGCAAAUAAAGAAAAUUUGAAUGUACAAGGUAAACAUUAUAAGAAAGUUUUGAAUAGCAAUUUUAACAUUUAUAGACGAGAAAAGGCUAUUAGACUGAAGCAAAUGAGUAAGGCUAAGCCAAAAGAAUUUUGGAAAGUUUUAAAAUCUAAACAGUCUAGUAAUGUCAAUGCAUCUUUAGAAGAUAUGUAUAAUCAUUUCAAAAAUAUUAACUCCAACGCUAAUUCUGAUAAUAUUGACCUGAACGACGAUAAUAUGGAAAAUAUUGAUAUUGACGGAAAUGAGUUAAAUAUACCAAUUACAUAUGAUGAAAUUGAAAAAGCGAUUAAACAAUUAAAGAACAAUAAAGCGUGUGGUGAAGAUAAUAUUUUAAAUGAACAUAUCAAAUAUUCUUAUUGUUGUUUCAAAGAAGUUUAUAUUAAACUUUUUAACAUUAUGUUUGAUAAAGGUCUCGUACCACAAAACUGGACCGUUGGUAUUAUACAUCCAAUUUAUAAAAAUAAAGGUGAUACAUCUGAUCCUGUAAAUUAUAGACCAAUCACUUUACUUAGUUGUUUUGGUAAAUUGUUUACCUUAAUACUGAAUAACAGAUUUCAAAAUUUUGUCAAGAAUCAUGAUUUGUUAAGUGAAUAUCAAUCAGGUUUUAGACAAGGAUAUUCAACAGUGGACAAUAUGUUUGUCAUAAAUAUGUUAAUAGACCUUCUUCAUAAUUCAAAGAAAAAGUUAUUUUGUGCAUUCAUAGAUCUUAAAGGAGCAUUUGAUACCAUAAAUAGAAGCUACUUGUGGCUUAAAUUAGAUAAAAUGUGUAUAGCAGGGAAAUUUAUACAAAUUAUAAAAAAUAUGUAUGAAAAUGCUAAAAGUUGUGUACGUGUUAAUGGUGUAAAGUCAAACUAUUUCCCUUGUACUAUAGGUGUAAGGCAGGGCGAGAGCCUUUCUCCGUUGUUAUUUUCUAUGUUUGUGAACGAUUUACAUAGCUUCUUUGCAAAUAGUAAUAUUGUUAAGGGUAUAAUUGUGUAUAAACAUGAUGAUGAUGUUCGUUUAGAUUUUUUAAAGUUAUUUGUAUUGCUCUAUGCAGAUGACACAGUCAUGUUGGCAGAAUCAUAUACAGAUCUGCAAAAUGCUCUAAACAUAUAUGAAAAUUAUUGUAAAAGAUGGCAACUUACUGUUAACACCACUAAAACAAAAGUGCUUAUUUUUUCGAAGGGAAGACGUGUUGAACACGAAUUCCUUCUAUGCGAUGAUAAAUUAGAAAUAGUAAACGAAUAUAAAUAUUUAGGUGUGUUAUUUAGUAGAAGUGGUUCGUUUUUCAAAGCAAAAGAAUAUAUCGCAAAGCAAGCCACUAAAGCUAUGUUUGUUUUGUUGAAGAAAGCUAGAUAUCAUUGUCUUUCUAUUGAAUUGCAAAUUGAUUUAUUUCACAAAGUUGUCAAACCUAUUUUGUUGUAUGGAUGUGAAUGUUGGGGUUAUGGUAAUAUUAAUAUUCUCGAGAAAGUGCAACUAAAGUAUUUGAAAUAUGUGUUAGGUGUCAAGAGCAGUACACCAAACUGUAUUGUAUAUGGCGAAACUGGUGUUAAACCUCUAAAUAUUGACAUUAAUACACGUUUGAUUGACUUUUGGUCAAAAUUAAUAACCCCGCCGUUACCUAAACUUACUGUAUCUUUAUAUAAUAUUGUCCUAAGUAGAUUUAUGUUUUCCGAAAAUCCACGACAGUCCCAUUUCCAGUGGAUUCGUAAUAUUAAGGAAAUAUUGAUUAAAUGCGGGCAUAUUAACAUUUGGCAGAGUCAUGACUUUUUAAACAAAUCAUGGUUAAAGAAAACUGUUUAUCAAAAAUUGUCCGAUCUCUUUAUUAAUGAAUGGUUUUCUACUAUAAAUACUUCUAGAAAAUGUAUAAAUUAUAGAUUGUAUAAAGAAAAGUUUGAAUUUGAAAAUUAUCUUGUACAGACACCUUACAAACUCUUACGCGAUAUAUGAUAAAAUUUAGAACUAGAAAUAACAAAUUACCUGUGGAAAUUGGAAGCUGGAAUAAUGUAGAAUACAACGACAGAAAAUGUUUAUUUUGUAACGAUAAUAGCAUAGGAGAUGAAUAUCAUUAUUUGUUGGAAUGUCAAGAAUUUGUUGGUAAAAGAAAAAGUUGUCUUGAUAAUAAAUAUAUUAGACAUCCAAAUAUUAUUUUGUUUAAACAAGUAAUGCAAAUAAGACCUGAUUCAGGUAUACAUUUUGAAAAACUCUGUAAGCUUAUUAAAGAGAUAAUGGUUCGAUUCACAUAAUGAUACAUACAUUGAUGCAUUUUGUUUCCCUUUAAAUGCCUCCUCCAUUAUAAAGGUAUAAUGUUAAUAUUGGAUGACACUGAUUGAAUUUAUUUAUUCUUAUAGAUUAUGUCUUAAAAUGUUGAGACUAUUCUCGUUCUUUACAUAGUUGUAUAUAUAUAUAUUUAAAUACUCUUUUUGUCAUGUUUUGUGACAUGAGUUAUACGAAAUAAACUUGGAAACUUGGAAACUUGGAAGCGGGUAUGUGUCACAAAUCGUCUGCUAAUUGGGAGUUUGCACAAGGCGUGAUAUUGUAUCCUUGUGCAGCACCCUGUGAAGUACUAUGACCUUGUUUACAAUGACAAGUGUUGUUUUAUGAUCUCAGAUGUGCUUAAUUGACACGAAUUGGCACUAGUUGAUAUUAAACGGAUGGAUCAUUAAUCCGUAGGAAUUGAUCGUCCAAUCACAAGAUAAGGGUCGUGCAUUCAAAGCUAUUAAUGACCAAUCGUAUUUUUGAUGAAUAUGCAUGAAGAAAUUAUUGCUAUCUGAACAAUAAAUACAAAAACAAAUUUGUUUAUCUUUUCACUUUUCA